Molecule: messenger RNA, 3960 nt
Organism: Cladocopium goreaui
Lineage: Eukaryota; Dinophyceae; Suessiales; Symbiodiniaceae
Source: the annotation of a GenBank genome assembly
AUGGAGCCGGAAGUGCUGCCGGUGUUCUACUACAAUGACAUGCUGCUGUCCAACAUUGGUGACACCAUUGGCCUCUCGGCCACUGGGGCCACUGCCCUGCCUUCCUUUUUGGGUCUCAUACUGGAGUGCGAGAGGUGUCUGAAUCUGUUUGAGCCGCGGUAUCUGCUCAUGUGCCAACGUCUGGCGACGGAUCCGCGGUUUCUCUUCAUGCCCAACUACGAGGACUAUCGCUGCCGCCCCGGUGAUGUGGGCUUUGUGGUGCGCAUCACCGGACUUUGGCCGCAGGGCGGUGGCCGGACCUUUGGUGUCCAGGGCUCUGCGGUGACACUGGCAGCGGUGUCGUGCACAUGGGAGGAGCCGGAUACCCAUGGGCUUCACUAUGCACAGUACUGGCCCUUAGAUGCGAAGAAGGCGCCUUUGUUGCACACGGAAUCCUGCGAGCUGGUAAAGACUAUGCUUAGAACUGGAUGGGUGCAACAGAAACAUUCGCUGCACCUUCAGAAGGCAGAGGUCGGUGCGGAGAUCUUUUUCAGCUCCAACUGGCCAGACAGGGCGUACCUGUCCGCCUUCUUACCCAGCGCCGAAGCCGAGAGGUCCUUUGCAGAUUGCUGGACCUCGGUUCUGCCAGAGCUGGUGCAUCCGCGCUUCAGCGGGGAGGAGAUUUUGGAGGCGCGGUGCCUUACCCCGCGCCGAGAGUCCGAGCCCAUGGCUGAUGCCUCAGGUGAUCCAACGGUCAUGAAUGACCUUCGUUUCCUGAUCGUCUCGGACCCCUGUGCCAUGGAGGAUUUGAAAGGAAAAGAUGACCUCAUUCUGGACAUUCCCAAGGCGUUGUGGGCUCAGCUGCUCUCCAGCUCGCUCCAUUUGGCCAAAAUCUUCGAGAUGCAUGUGCGCUUCGUGCGCGACGUGCGGUUGGAACCGGAACUCAUCAAGUUUCGAUAUCGCGAGCCAGUUGAUGGUCAGGAAGGUUCUGCAGAAAAGAAGUUUCGGUCGAAAACGUCGAUUGGAGUCUUGGUCACCAACGGCUUCAAUGUGGAACUUUGGACCAGAACGCAGGACCUGGCUGUGACAGAGGACUCCGCUGAGGCGGCCAAGCAGCGCUUGAAUUGGAAGCUCAACAGGCUUCGGCUGAGUAUUGUGCAACGAGCACGGCAACGAGGGCAGCGGCCCCUGGCCACGUUGGAGGACGAUGUGUCCCGCCUGGUGUGCAGCUUCGCCUUCGCAGGCUUGGGCCUGGUGGCCACGGAGAUCUUCCGUUACAACCGGCAGAAUUUCGCCUUUGACCAGGAUCAGCGCUUCAACCGCGAUGAGCUGCGCUUCAAGAUGCAGGUGGAACGUUUCCGGCUCUUCCGGCAAGAUAUCCGGGACUUGGUGGAGCUCACGGUACAGAAGAUGGAUUUAUACCACAUGGUAGGCGCGCUGUUCAUCCGCAUGAUCAGCAUCUACUAUUCUGAGGGCUUCUUUGCUGAGCCUCCACCAACCUUCCUGCAGGUGGCAUACUACCUCUCACAGGCCUGUGCGCUGGUGUACCUGUUGAUGGCCAUUUGGCUGUCCAUGCACGCCUCGAUCAAGUCGCACAGCUAUGCCACUCGCUUGCUCACCAGGUUCGUGCGUCUACCGAUCCCCGGCUGCAGCGAACUGAACCUUUUGAAUGCACGCUAUGCGGACUUCGAAGGGCAAGGUGGACAGAUGUUGCGGGUGCCGUUUUGGCGAGGUGACAACCAAUGGGAGGAGCGAACGUCAAAGGUUGAAGCCGCCAGUGCCGCCAGUGCCGCGCCAGCCCUGGAGGGGCAUACCAUGGCAGCGACCAGCUCCGACAAUCUGGAGACGGGUGAGUUCGCUUACGGCGGUGCGUCAAACAUGCUCGGCAGGGAGCAGGAGCUGCUGGAAGCUGUGGAAUUUCGAACACAUCGACAUGUGCAGAUCUUUCGGCAGUUGCAAGCCAGGUGGCAGUGCUUUGAUGCCUACUCUCGGGUUUGCAUGUCCUUUGGCGUGCGUCACAUGCUGCAAUCCAUUAACUACUACUUGCUGGGCCUUUGUAUGGUUCAAGCAUACAUUCCAGAUGUCGGCUUUGUCCUCACGAUCAUCUUCCAGGCUCUGGCGGUGAACAUCACCAUCCUGGACGUGCAUGGCCUUCCCUGCUUCGGGACUUUUGAUCUGUCCUUUAUUGGCUUCGUACCUGCGGUGCUUGCAUGUACUGCGCUCUUUUUGGCAGCCCGAAAUGAAGAAGGACUGUUGGAUGAGCACAACAGAUAUCCCGCCUCUGUGGCCAUCUAUCCCUUGGAGAUCGCCUGGUUCGAGCUGCUCCACUGGGUGGCUUCUCCAUCCUCCUCGGAGAGCUCGGUGCCGCGCCACUUCCGGGCCGUGCUCUUCAUGGACGUCUUCGGUGACGCCGAAGAUCCCAUCACCGGCGAGACGCUCAGCGGGGGCUUGGCGGAUCCUGCGGAGCUGCUGGCGGAGGUGCAAAUGUCCUUCGAGGCACUGAAGGUGGCACGAAGCUGUUUGCGUCGCUGGGAAGAGGUACCAGGCGACUGGUUGCACAUGCGGCAGAAGAGGGAACUUGAGCAGUCCAGCGAUUACCUGCGGCUUGAAAUGGAUGCAUUUUCCGAAAUUCUCCAUGGAAUCAGCUCAGAGAUGCAGGUGGAUGAAAGAUCCUGGCGGGAGCUGCCCGAAGCAGAGCGACUGGUGGAGCCAUGCGCAGGCAGCAUCUUGGGCCCUUUCUACUUCUCAAGAGCAGGGAAGACACAGACGUUCUACUGGGACAUCGAAAAAACACCAGACACAGGAAACUACAAGUUGCUCUUCGAGAUUCCAGGUGCAACUAUGGUGCUGACACUGGAAGAGACACUCAAAGCAGUGAGAAAGUUCAAACAACUGGUGCAGCACGUGCACAGGCUCUGCGGGCACGAACCCACCAAGGUGAAGUCUGAGCCGCUCUGUGGGCCUGGAGGAACCCCAAAGAUGGGUCACGACACUCCCCGCGCAGCAGCCAUCCAUGGCGCCUUCUCCAAGAAGGAAACCCAGGAACUCUACAAGCCCAUUCGAUUGCCCUGGCGGGCUGUCAGCUGUUUGACCCGCACCGGACAGCUUAUGUGGCUAGGGAUUGGCAUCAUGGCGGCCUUGCGGGAGACCGACCUGGUGCGGUUCGACUUCCAGGUGUCGUACAUCGUGGAGGAACGGCGCCUCAAGGGAGAGGAAGAGCUGAUGCUGGAGGAGCUUCCAGUGCAAUGGCCUUUCGGCUCGUUUCUUCGCAUCGAGGCCCUUGAGUGCAUGGAGAAUUCAACGGCUGUAAGCACCCGCUUUGCCACCUAUGCCAUUCCGUACACAGGGAAAGACUUGGUGGCGUUGCAUGAGCCCAGCCACAGGUUUUGCGGCGACCUGGGAUGUGUAGACUUGGCACCCAGGAUCGACUGGCCAAUGUUGUUCGGUCAAGGUGGCUUGAAGCCGCCGCGGCGGCGGUACUUGUCCGGCGCGCUUGAGCCGUGCCAUGUUUUAGCGCGGAUCUCCGAGAUGGAUCCGCUCGCGCUGUGUUUAGUUCUAGUCGAAGGUCCAGGUGACAAUGGGCACCUGCGGAUCCUGCACGCCGAAUUGCCUGGAACGGUGCCAACCACAGCAGGCGAAACGAAAUACGUGUCCUCGUUUCAUGUGAUACAUAGAGUGGACUUCAUCCCACAGCAGACAUCGCAGCUGGCUGCCUUCUGUGUUUCAGGUGGUUUCCUUUGGAUUUUGUCCAAGAGCGAUGGCCGAACGUUUCUGAAUGCCUAUGACGUUCUCCAGAUGGAGCCUGUGCUUCAACGGCAAUGGCGAGUGCACAUGCCCCAGGACAGCCACCCUGUGGCGAUGUGCCGCCAUCGCGACAGCCUAAUUCUGGCUGGACAUUGCCCAAGCGGCCCAGGCUUGUUCCGGACAGAGCUCAACAUGGAGCGAGAGCAAAAUUCCGGAUCUUCAGCCUUGCCGUUUUGA